AUGUCAGGAACAGCCAUAGGAGGACAAAUCAAAUUAGCUAAACAGGUUAUCAAAACUGGAGGUGAUCUAAAAAAGGUGCCCCAUGAGGAUCAGAAAGAGACACUGAAAAGGAAAGAUACAGGAAUACUAGAAAUACAAGGAAGGACAAAAAAGGAUGGGACAAAAACCAAUGCUUUGGUCUACCAUAAACCAAAAAAAGAACCAGAGGACAAGGGCAGUAAAAAUGACAAACAUCCUAAAGAUCCCAGCAAGAAAGCUGGUGAAAGCAGCAGGCGCUCGAAGGAUCAAGACGGUGCGGGUCGUAGUAGCAAUGGUCAUGUUCCUAAGAACGAAACAUUACAAUUAGGAUACGCAGAAAAAAAGAUGAUGACAGAGCGAAAUGAUGAUGAAAGCAAAGAUAAAGAACGUCCGCCAACGCUUCGUCCCAAGAUCUCAGUUGAGAGUUACCACACCCAGUCAGAAGCUCGCGAAGUUAGCGCAUCAAAAGCAAGAAGUACACAUCAGAAAUCUGAGAGUGGUGCACCAAAUUCAAAGCAGACGAGUGGAAAGGCGUCAAUAGAGGAAGAUAAUAGAAGUCUAAUCUCAGGAAGUACAUCAAAAACAAAGCGAUCAAGUCGAAUGGAGCAAGAUGAUGAAAGUGUAAUUUCAGGAAGUACAUCAAAAACAGAGCGAUCAAGUCGAAAGCCGAAGCCAGAGCAAGAUGAUGAAAGCGUAAUCUCAGGAAGUACAUCAAAAACAAAGCGAUCAAGUCGAACGGAGCAAGAUAAUGAAAGUGUAAUUUCAGGAAGUACAUCAAAAACAGAGCGAUCAAGUCGAAAGCCGAAGCCAGAGCAAGAUGAUGAAAGCGUAAUCUCAGGAAGUUCAUCAAGAACAAGAAAAUUAGAACAAUCGAACACAAAUGCACCAAUAGAGCAAGAUGCCAGAAGCAAAAUUUCAGGAAGUAGAUCAGGAGCGCGAACUCACAGUAGUCGUACCCCAACUGAAUAUUCAGAAGGCAAACCACCAAAACCAGAUAGAUCAAUAGAAAAUAAUAGUAGAGGAUCUAAGAGAGGUGACUCACCAUCAGGGCAAACAGAGCGGUCAGAGCAGUCAGAUCAAACAUUACGGCAAUCUGAUGCAGGUAGAAAAAGCAAAUCACACAGAACAUCAAAUACUCAGGGAUCCCAAAAGGAUGACGAUAGAAGAAGGGAAGAAUUUGCUCGGGGUUUAAGGCUCAUGGAACCUGAUCCCGAAUAUGUAGAUUAUGCGGAAUCUGUACAGCGGGCGCCACCAAGUGUUGCACCCAGCAGGUUAUUGAAUCCCACAACACAUGGUAGAAAUGUUGAUAUUGUCAGGGAUAGACAUGAGCCUCAUCGAAGAAGCCACGACCCAAACGAAGUCCAGUAUGAUAAACCACGUGAGGAGACUGAAAGACACAGGAAAGAUAGUGGUAGUACUAGAAUGGCUGAGCCUUCCUCGACAAGCAGGGGAUCUGGUGCUUCCAAGAGAAGUAGCAACCCCAGGGCCCCUGCAUCUGCAGCAAGUUCUUCGACAGGAACUUCAAGGUCGAGUGCUACACAUGAGAGUUCACAGCAUGACGAGGAAUCUGAUUCCGGAAACGAAACUGAGGUCCCAAGGGCACCUAAAUCUAGUCGCAGAAGUUCACAUAGAAGUUCUCGCGAUCCCGAAAAGCGCAGUUCCAGACGCGAGUCUCUCGAUAGAGCGAGUCAAAUAAGCAGAAAAACAGAUACUAGAAUGAUAGAAGAAGCGCCAAAGGAUGAUGGUUGGAAUUUUCGAAACUGA
This is a messenger RNA of Botrytis byssoidea, 1782 nucleotides long. RefSeq lists its product as uncharacterized. Lineage: Eukaryota; Fungi; Ascomycota; Leotiomycetes; Helotiales; Sclerotiniaceae. Bases 1 to 1782 code for a protein of 593 amino acids. The transcript is spliced from 2 exons. The record is from RefSeq and is a predicted model, not a curated record.